Messenger RNA from Spea bombifrons (plains spadefoot toad), 1791 nucleotides. RefSeq names its product secretion associated Ras related GTPase 1A (gene SAR1A). Lineage: Eukaryota; Metazoa; Chordata; Amphibia; Anura; Pelobatidae. The record is from RefSeq and is a predicted model, not a curated record. The transcript has 7 exons. Gene Ontology annotation, cellular component: endoplasmic reticulum exit site; COPII vesicle coat. Bases 153 to 749 code for a protein of 198 amino acids. Gene Ontology annotation, molecular function: GTP binding; GTPase activity. Gene Ontology annotation, biological process: vesicle organization; intracellular protein transport; endoplasmic reticulum to Golgi vesicle-mediated transport.
UGCCCUUUUCACUACGUAUUUCCGGUGUGCGGUGUCUGCUCGCUCACUUACUGUGUAGAGUGACCAAGGCCCCGGGCCGGGUGAAGAGGAGGAGCCGCCACCGGGAACCGAACGAGGAGAAGUGGAGAGACGGGAGAAGGACAGAUACCGAAAUGUCUUUCAUUUUUGAGUGGAUUUAUAACGGCUUCAGCAGUGUGCUGCAGUUUUUAGGGUUAUACAAAAAGUCUGGAAAGCUAGUGUUUUUAGGCUUGGACAAUGCAGGAAAAACCACACUUCUACACAUGCUUAAGGAUGACCGGCUUGGACAGCACGUUCCCACACUACACCCCACUGCAGAAGAGUUGACGAUUGCUGGAAUGACAUUCACAACCUUUGACCUUGGGGGACACGAGCAAGCUCGUCGUGUGUGGAAGAAUUACCUACCAGCUAUCAAUGGGAUUGUUUUCCUUGUGGAUUGUGUAGACCAUUUACGUUUUAUGGAGUCAAAAAUUGAACUGAAUGCGCUUAUGACAGAUGAAACGAUAUCUAACGUGCCAAUUCUUAUUUUGGGGAAUAAAAUUGACCGACCCGAAGCAAUCAGUGAGGAGAGACUAAGGGAAGUCUUUGGGCUGUAUGGACAGACGACAGGAAAAGGUAACGUGCCACUGAAAGAUCUGAAUGCUCGUCCAAUGGAAGUGUUUAUGUGCAGCGUGCUCAAGAGGCAGGGUUAUGGCGAAGGAUUCCGUUGGCUCUCUCAGUACAUUGACUGAAACACUAUUUUUUUUUUUGUUUUCCUCACCCAUCCCUCGUUUUGAACGGCAAGAAAAAAAAAAAAACUUCUCCGAACUUGAUCCUGAUUGACUCUAUCAGUGUGAGGCAAACUCGCAUAGGCAGUGAUUAACUCAACACAACAACCAGGAGUCUUGUGAGGCACCUCCUUCUGACCCAGAGUUAAAUGGAUUCAAAAGAAAUCAGUUCUAUUUUAAAAUGUGGCAAUGUUAUCUGUCCCUCCCUGCCCACCCCCUUUUUUAUCAUUUUGUUUUGUGUAGUGUUUGUAUUAGGCUUUAUUUUUCUUUACACUAUUUAAUGGUAUUUACAUAUAUCACAAAAUAUUGAUCUGAUUAUCUUGGCAUUAGUUAUCUGCAAUAAACAUAGUUUUGGGCCGGCCUGUUCUACAUUAAUGAAUCUACCCCUGGUGUCUGAUCGGGGUGGGAGACCACUAUGUGCUUGCCUUUUAUUUUUACAUAGUUGGGUGGAAAUAUCUGAAGAUGACAGGUCACUGCUGUUUGUUUCAAACAUGCUGUUCUAAGCUGCUCUUUUUAAUACUUUUUUUUAUUUUCUCCCUCACAUGAAUAUUUGAGUGCAUACUGUAGAGUCAUUCUUACUUUUUUCUUUUUCCUAAAGAGAUCUGAUUGUUAAGAAAAUUGUUAAGGAUCAACCCACAUGUGGUACAAGGUUAUACUAACAAUAGUGAGACAAUACAUUUGAAGAUAUGGAUUUCAUCUUAUUUUGUGUUGCCCCUACUCACUGUUUUAGUUGCUUUUUAAAACAACUGGAUUGCCCAGCCCCAGUCUGCAGCCGAUAGAGUUUUCAAUAAAGUAAAAACAAUCAGACAUAUUAUAUUGUGAUGUUUUUUGGUGCUUAUUUCGUAGUGGAAAGGAUGGUCAAUAACCUAAAUGUGUGUACAAAGCACUUUUUAAUUAUUUCAUUCUUAGGUAAAGGGUUCCAGUGAGCCUUAAGAAAUGUGGGAGCUUGAAGGGGAAUUGUUGCCGUCAAAGCUUAUAGCCUAAUUAAAUUCGUUUAUCAAAACUA